This is a messenger RNA of Notodromas monacha, 1365 nucleotides long. The record is from the annotation of a GenBank genome assembly. NCBI's taxonomy places the organism in Eukaryota, Metazoa, Arthropoda, Ostracoda, Podocopida, Cyprididae.
AUGGAGUUUUCGCUUGCGUUUGGCAGGAAGAAGAGAUUGCCGGAGAACGCGUUCUCGGAGCCCGAGUUCAAGUUCGUCGCUAGGGACAACAGGAGGAUCAUUCUGCUUUUGGACAGCUCGUCUGGACGUAAUGGACAAACGGGAUCUUGGCCAGUGGUGGCCAGGGCCACGUACCGGCUGCUGGAGGAGCUGCAAGAAAGCAAGGACUAUGACCGCGUGGAGUUGGGCCUGGUGGAGUUUGCCGGCGGGAUCGAAAAGACGGAGCGCAUCACUUCCGUCCGCCUGCUUGACAUCAAUAGCAAGUCCUUCAUUUCCCGCUACCCGUCGAGGAACAGCUCGGACCCCACGGAGAGGACGCGGAAGAGGGACCCGAUUUUCGAGCAAAUGAUUGCCGGUGGCACGAGAGUGCAUGGGAUCCAACUGGGGCAACAGGUCAACGGGUUGCUCAAGGACCUGGCGACCAAGUCCGGGGGCAGGUUUUCUGCUGUCGACGACCCGGAUGAUGAUGCUGGAGCGUUCAUGGAACUGCUCAGCUUUUAUGAGUCCGUGUUUCAAAUCAACAAUCCUUCAAAGUUGAUGCACAAGGUGUUUCGUCCCACGAAACCCUAUGACGUGAUGUCUGGCUCCUUCUACGUGGACUCAUCCAUAAACCAGGGCUUGCUUUUUGUUGCCCAUUACCCGUCAAACGAGGCCCCGAGUUCCGUCCGGGUUCGUUCGCCUACCGGACAAGUGUAUGAUCGGGUUUUGUUGCCCAAGGUGCCCUACGUAGCAGACGUCAUCCGAGUGGAGACUCACAUCGAGAUGGUGGAUCCAUUUGAUUUUCCCAAAGAGCGAGUUUCGGACCCUUCUUCAUCUGAUAAAAAGCAUAUUGCCAUUGAAAUGACGAUGACCAUAAAACUUCGCAACCAUGGACAGUUUUAUUGGAUCACCAUUUUAAUGAAUUCUUUGGGACAAGAGUCUGGGAAUACACCGGAUUUUGGGAUGAGGCAGUGUAGGAAGGGAAUGCCUCUGGAUUCGUUCAAGGUCGCGGUCGCGGCGGCGCUCCCGGCAUGGUUAGGCGUCCCGGGGGUGUUGAUGGUUGCGUACUUGACCGUAAUGCUCGUCCUCGUUUCGCAUGGGCGCCGCGGCGGCGAUGGACGACGGCGACGGAAAGGGAAAGAGGGAAGAGCGUCAGCCGGGAGGGAGGAGGGGAGUCGAUGGCCCUUGAUGAAGGAGGGAAUUUUCGUGGUCGAGGGCAACCCUGGCUCUGACCUGGUUUUUCCCUUUCUCUCUAUCUCUCUGACUCGUGCAGUUCCAGUGCUGUGGGUCGGGAAGAUGACCCAUUUCGGGGCGCGAGUCCCGCGUUACUCGUGGCACGGUCAGGGA